This is a messenger RNA of Meloidogyne enterolobii, 649 nucleotides long. The record is from the annotation of a GenBank genome assembly. Lineage: Eukaryota; Metazoa; Nematoda; Chromadorea; Rhabditida; Meloidogynidae.
AGCAAAAUAGUUUAAGCCUUUAUAAGCCCAAUGAUAUUUGUUUAAAUGGAAAGACCGCUCUUUAUAAUCGUGAUAAAAUGAAAGAAAGAAGAAGACAUAUUCAAGAAGCAGGAAUGCGCCCGCUUAUGGUUUGGGAAUGUACUAUUAGGAAAAAGUUGGAAGAAAAUGAAGAUAUGGCCUUUUUCUUCAAUGAAUUGCCAGAUAUUGGUCCACUUUUUCCGAGAGACGCAUUUCAUGUAAAUAUUAAUUUAAAACUAUUAAUUUACAAUUAUAUAGGGUGGAAGAACGGGUCCUCAAAGUUUAAAAUGUGAUCUGGAAGAAUCGGGACAAUCGAAUGAAUAUGAAAUUACCUGUUACGAUGUUGUUAGCCUAUAUCCAGCAGUGAAUUUCUAUGGAUAUUAUCCAAUCGGUAAAUAAUUUUUAGUAACAAAAAACAAAUGAUUAGGUCACCCUGAGGUGAUUCAACUCAAUAAAGCUGUCGAUUGGAGACGUGCAGAUCAAUUGUUUCCGUAUCGUGGAAUUUUUAAAUUGUUUAUUAUUCCUCCUGAUGAUCUGUACCUUCCUGUUAUUCCUGAAAGAAUUAAUGGGAAAUUGGUUAGUUUUAAAACUUUUUUUGACACAAAAAUUAGGUUUUCCAUCUAUGCCAUCA